Molecule: messenger RNA, 1422 nt
Organism: Capsicum annuum
Lineage: Eukaryota; Viridiplantae; Streptophyta; Magnoliopsida; Solanales; Solanaceae
Product: phytochromobilin:ferredoxin oxidoreductase, chloroplastic
Exons: 8
Coding region: 1-1056 (351 amino acids)
Biological process (GO): phytochromobilin biosynthetic process
Molecular function (GO): phytochromobilin:ferredoxin oxidoreductase activity; cobalt ion binding
Source: RefSeq, a predicted model, not a curated record
AUGGAGUGUUUUACCCCAAUCCCAUCUUCCUUUUCUUCUUCUUGGUCCUCACAUACCUGGUUUUCUCCUCCUUCUCUUGGAGUGAAAAGUAACAGUAAACUUAUUAGUUUGAGUAGAAAAUGUAGAAGUUCUAACAAAGUUGGAAGUAGGUGUAUGAGUAUGGGUCAAACAGCAAAUGAAAACUCUGGUUUUUCUUAUAAGAAGUUGAUGCAUUUUGCUUUAGAAGAAACUAAUCCACAUACCUCUUUGGUCCCUUCUCCAUUGCAGGAGAAAUACAGUUCUUUGUUGGCCAUGGAUGACAAAACGGAGCUACAAAUGCUUUCUUUUGAAGCCCCUAAAGUUCGACUCCUUCGCAGUCUAGGUAUAGAAGGGAGCGACGGCAUGCAGGUAUUGGAUUUUGCUGCCUUCCCAAAACCGGAAUUUGAUCUGCCUAUCUUCUGUGCCAAUUUUUUCACUGCUGCGAAGAUGAACAUAAUUGUACUGGACCUCAACCCAUUGCAUGACAUCAUGGAUCAAAAAGAUUACAAGGAGAAGUACUAUAAAGACUUGAUUCCUCUAGGUCUCAAGUAUUCUGAGCUUUUACCCUGGGGAGGGAAGCUCACCAGCGAGUCUCUGAGAUUUUUUUCACCAAUAGUCAUAUGGACAAGAUUCGCAUCUAGUCCACACAACCAUUCAGUUCUGUUUUCUGCAUUCAAGGAAUAUUACCAGGCAUGGCUUGAGCUAAUGGACAGAUCAGAAGAGGAGAGGGAUGCCUCUCAAAUCGCUCACAAUUGUGAAGCUCAACAUAGAUACUUGACAUGGAGAGCAGAAAAAGAUCCAGGACAUGGACUUUUGAAAAGACUGAUAGGGGAAGAUCUUGCCAAGGAUGUGAUUAGGGAAUUCCUAUUCAACGGUGUUAAUGAACUUGGGAGCAAAACAUUUCUUGAUUACUUUCCAGAGUACAGAUGUGAAGAUGGUAGAGUAAAUGAAAAGCGCAGUAUGCUUGGAAAAUCAUUCGAAAAUCGACCAUGGGAUGCAAGAGGAGAAUUCAUAGGUAAUGGAGUUGAGAUAGUCUGAUGUAAUUUUUAUUUUUUUUAUUUUUUUUAUUUUUGCAUCGUCUUUGUCAGUUAGCCGAUGCCAACUUGUUUGCGAUUUAUUAGUAGCAGCUACAGUUGUGGUAGUUCUAGUAGUAGUAUUAGGCUCCUCUGUCAAUAUCAGUCUUGACAGUUGGAUGAAUGAGGAAAAUUCUUAGGUGAUGGGUUGGAUCAAUAUACCCCGUGUAAUACCACAAAUGGGGUUUGGAGAGGGUGGGUGUGUAAGCAGGCCUUAACCCUACCUUUUGAAAGGUAGAGAGGCUGUUCCCGAUACCUAAUGUAAUCUGUUGUAAUUUUCACAAGUUCUCUUUAUUCUUCUUUAUUCAAUAUCUGUCAAUUCAAGAUUUCA